This is a messenger RNA of Cotesia congregata, 2454 nucleotides long. Lineage: Eukaryota; Metazoa; Arthropoda; Insecta; Hymenoptera; Braconidae. The record is from the annotation of a GenBank genome assembly.
AUGAGUGUCAGUGAAGCUGAAACGGUCGCAGAUCUUGUGCAAAAAUUAAUUAUUUCACUAUGUGGACACCAGCAAAAGCCAGAGGUGGUAAGAAGAUUGAUGAGAUUUUCUCUGAGUUUGUUUUCGUCUACCCAAGGUGUUGAAUCCUUUUCUGAAGAUGAAAUCACUAUUGCCAAUGAAAUUAAGAGCAAGCUCAAUUCCAAAGAGUCUGUACACUUUGACAGGCUACAUAAUGAUUUCAAGGACAAGUCCAUCAAAAACAAAGUAGGAAUUUUAUUAUUUUUAUUGCAUAUGAGCAAACAAUCAAAUCAAGCUGGAAAUAAAUUUUCUUUCCAUGAUAUGAGAUUAGGACUUUCUCCAGCGCCGUCAACAAGUGUUUACACUCCACAAUUGAGUUCUCAAGCGCAAAUGAUUGCCUUAAACACCCCGAACAGUUCAAGCUACCCCGACAGAACCGCCAACUCCAGCCGGAUAUUCGCAAACCAGGAUUGUAUAUCAGAAAGCCUCUUAGUCCAAGACUUGAUCUACUCAUUCCAAGGUAUAGAAGGAAAAAUUUUAAAAUUAGAUUCAAAUUACGGAUUCCAGUUGGACUCGAGCGUGCAAAUAAACCGUUCGCACAAACAAAGUGUGCUGAGAUUGAGUGAAUUGGGUUAUUUGCAUAACGUAGUAAGAAAGGGAUUGGACAGGAUGUCGUUGGCAGGAACGGGGCGAGUCGCUGACAGUUUUGUCGCCGCUCUGCACAAAGAGCUGUCCGAGUACUACAGAUUUAUUGCUAUCAUACAGGAGCAAGUGAACAGAGCAAACAGCAGCUCGAGCCCAGAGCACGAGGUGGUUACGCUGUCGCAUCUUCACUUGUGGGCGUUCGACCCGCUGGAGAACUUCAAGUGGCUGGCGAUAAUCGUCAGAGCGUGCCAGAAUGAGAAGGGUGGAGCUCUCGCCUCGGCUGUCUACGAGUUCAGCCACCAUGGCGAUCCCAAAGUCCAGAAACUGGUCAACAGGAUCUUAUCGAGCGUCUGCGAGCCGCUUUAUAAUAUGUUGAUCCGCUGGAUCAACGACGGGGAGCUGGACGACCCCUUCCAGGAAUUUUUUAUUGAAGCAAGGACUGACGUCACUGGAGACAGGAUGUGGCACGAAAAAUACCACGUAAGAGACGCCAUGGUCCCGACAUUCAUCACCAAGUCCCAGGCGAAAAAGAUCCUAGGCACUGGAAAGAGCAUCAAUUUCCUGAGGGAGGUCUGCAAGGACUCCACCGCCCUCUACACUCGCCACGCUGACAUGCUGAUUGACGACCCGGAAAAGUGCAGCGUCGAGGCUUUCUUUAAUAUGGAUCCCGACGGGCCGCUUCAGAUGAUGAUGGACGCCGCUUACAAGGAGACUUCUACCAGAGUCGUUGAGAUGCUCACCAAGCAGUGUCAAUUGUUAGAUCAUCUCCAGGGGAUCAAGGGGUAUCUUUUGCUGGGUCAGGGACACUUCAUUCAGCAUUUGAUGCACUUGAUUGAACCCGAGUUGGCAAAACCUGCCAACUCGCUCUAUCCACAUAAUCUUUCUUCGAUACUGGAGACCGCUAUCAGGGCCACUUGCACCAAAGCUGAGGAUCUUGAUGUUCAGAGGAGGCUUGAUGUCAGAUUAUUGACGCCUUCGGAUAAAGAAACCGGGUGGGAUAUAUUAGAACCAUGCAGGCAAACAUACAGAACAGUAUUUUUCUCACUGUGGCGAGCGAAGCGUAUGGAAUCAAUUUUAUCGACUAUUUGGAAGCACCAAAUAACGUCAGCAAAAACGCUCCGUAAAAUGCCGGAGAUAUUGCCAAUUCAAAAUCACAUUCAUCUCAUAACAAGCAGUAUGGUACAUUUAGUCCACCAGAUGCAGUAUUAUUUUCUCUUCGAAGUUAUUGAAUGUUCCUGGGAAGUAUUUGCCAAGAAUUUGCGUCAAGCGGCUUCGCUCGACGACAUUAUUAUAGCGCACAAUAGCUUCGUCGAGUCGGUGAGACACGGCACACUUUUAGACGAGGAUUCUCAGGAGCUUAUGAAUCACCUCCGUUCUGUCUACAAUCCAAUAUUGGAGCUGGAAAAUCUCGAGGAGACAUUUCUGGCCCGGGCAACGCAGGAGUACGAAGCGCGAGUAAGUAGCAAUAAAUUCACCCAGGUGACCAGCGAGCAGACCAAGAGCUGGGGUAAGACCAACUUAGUCGACGCCGAGACUUUUGAGCGACAGACCGCGUUCACCAAGUACUUGACCACGUUGUCCCGGCAGCUGAGAGUUUUAUCGCGGACUUAUCAAGACCGCGUUAAAAAAUUCCUCCUGAUGCUGGCUUCCGCCGAGGACGUUUCUCUCCAGCUGCUCAGCGUCAGACUGGACUUCAACGAGCACUACAAGAGCGAGGACAGCAGUCUAGUUGCUCCCUUGACUUAUCAACACCGUCGGCAAGGCGACAAGAGCUUCGGAGCAACCAAGUGA